AUCACCCUUGAGGUCGAGUCGUCGGACACGAUCGACAACGUCAAGGCUAAGAUCCAGGACAAGGAGGGCAUCCCGCCCGACCAGCAGCGCCUCAUCUUUGCCGGCAAGCAGCUCGAGGACGGCCGCACCCUCUCGGACUACAACAUCCAGAAGGAGUCGACCCUCCACCUCGUCCUCCGGUGA
Molecule: messenger RNA, 183 nt
Organism: Rhodotorula graminis WP1
Lineage: Eukaryota; Fungi; Basidiomycota; Microbotryomycetes; Sporidiobolales; Sporidiobolaceae
Exons: 1
Biological process (GO): modification-dependent protein catabolic process; protein ubiquitination
Cellular component (GO): cytoplasm; nucleus
Molecular function (GO): protein tag activity; ubiquitin protein ligase binding
Source: RefSeq, a predicted model, not a curated record